CUCGCCCAGUCCGGGGUCGCCCUCUCUCAGCGCGCCGCGCUUGCCCUCAGCCCCAGUGAUGCUCCGCUCCGCCCUGCGCUCGUUCUCGUCCUCCUCCACCACCACCCGCCGCACCUUCAGCCGCUCAGCCAUCAUGUCGGUCCCUAUCCCCAACGACUUUAACAAGGACCUCUAUGUCCCGCUCGCCCAGGCCGACCCAGAGAUCCAGGCGCUCGUCGACCGCGAGACCUACCGCCAGUUCCGCGGUCUCGAGCUCAUCGCCUCGGAGAACCUGACGUCGCUCGCCGUCAUGGAGGCCAACGGCUCGAUCUUCACGAACAAGUACUCGGAGGGUCUGCCCGGCGCGCGCUACUACGGCGGCAACGAGGUCGUCGACGAGCUCGAGGUCCUGUGCCAGAAGCGCGCGCUCGAGGCGUUCCACCUCGAGCCCAAGACGUGGGGCGUCAACGUCCAGCCGUACUCGGGCUCGACCGCCAACUUUGCCGCGUUCACGGCCCUCAUCCAGCCGCACGACCGCAUCAUGGGCCUCGAGCUCGCCCACGGCGGUCACCUCACCCACGGCGCCUUCACCCCGAAGCGCAAGAUCUCGGCGUCGUCCAUCUACUUCGAGCCGCUCCCGUACCAGGUCGACCCGGUCACGGGCCUGAUCGACUACGACGCGCUCGAGAAGAACGUCAAGCUCUUCAAGCCGAGGAUCAUCAUCUGCGGGGCGUCGGCGUACCCCAGGGACUGGGAGUACGCCCGCCUCCGCGCCCUCGCCGACAUCAACGGCUCGUACCUCAUGAUGGACAUGGCGCACAUCUCGGGCCUCGUCGCGGCCCAGGUCCAGAACGACCCGUUCGAGCACUGCGACAUCGUCUGCACGACCACCCACAAGACCCUUCGUGGCCCGCGUGCCGGCCUCAUCUUCUUCCGCAAGGACAAGGAGGCCGACCUCGAGAAGCGCAUCAACGACGCCGUCUUCCCGGCUUGCCAGGGUGGCCCGCACAACAACACGAUCGCUGGUAUCGCCGUCGCCCUCAAGCAGGCCGCGACGCCCGCCUUCCGCGAGUACGCGACGCAGGUGAUCAAGAACACGCAGACGAUCGGCGAGGAGCUCGUCAAGCACGACUACAAGCUCCAGACGGACGGCACCGACAACCACCUCGUCCUGUGGGACCUUCGUCCUCUCGGCCUCACCGGCUCCAAGAUCGAGAAGAUCUGCGACCUUGCACACAUCACGCUCAACAAAAACUCUGUCCCGGGCGACAAGUCGGCGGCGACGCCGGGCGGUGUCCGGAUCGGGUCCAACUCGCUCACAUCGCGGUCCAUGUUCGAGCCCGAGAUGCGCACCGUCGCCGACUUCCUGCACCGCGCCGUCCAGAUCGGUCUCCAGGCGCAGAAGGAGGCCGGGUCCAAGCUCCUCAAGGACUUUGUCGCGCGCCUCCAGGGCGACGGCGAGGCGGCAAAGGCGCUCGCCCAGUUGACCAAGGACGUGCACGAGUUUGCCGAGCGCUUCCCGCUCCCGGGCGUGCCCGACUCGGCGUCGAUCAAGCGCGUCGAGUAGAGCCGUCGCAUCGUCCCUCCUUUUCUCUCUCGGUCGUCGUCGUCGUCGUUCUCUCCCUCUCUCUCUCUCGCGGUUCAACACCUGUCUCUCUCUCUCUCUCUUCCCUCCCUUUCGUUACCCCUUUGUCUCGUCUAGUCCCUCCCCCCGCAUGUGCAACCAAGACUUCAACAGAGCUGUUCAA
Rhodotorula graminis WP1 is the source of this 1727-nucleotide messenger RNA. RefSeq lists its product as uncharacterized. The record is from RefSeq and is a predicted model, not a curated record. Gene Ontology annotation, cellular component: cytoplasm. Gene Ontology annotation, molecular function: pyridoxal phosphate binding; serine binding; glycine hydroxymethyltransferase activity. The coding region runs from base 59 to 1546 and encodes 495 amino acids. Lineage: Eukaryota; Fungi; Basidiomycota; Microbotryomycetes; Sporidiobolales; Sporidiobolaceae. The transcript has 6 exons. Gene Ontology annotation, biological process: folic acid metabolic process; tetrahydrofolate interconversion; L-serine catabolic process.